AAGAUUUCUCAAUUUAUUCAAGCAGUUUAAUUAUUUUAUUAAAAUAAUUGCACAUUACAUAACGUAAUUACGUGAUCGGCGAAUAAUUUUUGAUGGAUUAUGUAUUAUAUAUAUUGACGCCGUGGCUAUAACGAAUCGAGACAAGCACGUUUUACCACGUUAUACAGGCAUCUGUCAAAGAUACGGAGGAAUCACUACAAACAUUUGUGACGCCGAACACAGUGGCGGUUGCGGUGUGGUAAAAAUUGUAACUACUUUUUUCCUUCGUCGAAAUGAAUUUUAUGAUUUUAUAUGCUGGAGACGACGGAAUAAAGUAUGACUUUUCGAAUUCAUAUUUUUAUGGAUAAAUUAUUGUUUGGAAAUAUGUGUAAUUUUUACUUUUUAUUUUAUCGUGUCGCUGAAGAUUUGAAAAAUCUGUGAAUAUCAUGACCAUAUUGACACUCUUGUUGGUCAAGCUUUUUAUUUAUUUCUGCGAGGAUUGAAUCAUCAUUGUUUUGUAUAUUUACGAGGAGCUUUGUAACUUUGCAACAAACAGAAAGAAGAGCAUUUGAUAUUUUCUAAGAAAGUUUUUGUGAGGGGGAAUUGUGGAAGAUUUUCGUCAACUUUGCAUCGGCAAUGUCAAAAGAGCUAUAUCUUCCAUAUGCACAUAAUUGGUUUACAUUUUCAUCCGCUUGUUUUCUAAUGCGUCAAAAUUAGUUGCGAGCAUAUAUAUAUUUUAAUUAUAUAUUUUUUAUACUGUCUAUCAAGGGCAUGCGCAGUUUAUGGACACAUGUUCUUUACAUAUGUCAACAUAAAUAUAGUCUCCCUUGGUCUCCCUGAUAAAUAUGCUCAGCGACAUAACCUUAAAUUGAAAUUGAAAUUAUUUAUUGAGUUACAAAGAUAAAGCUUCGUACAUUUCGCGAUGUCAGAUGAAGUGAUUUGUCUUAGUGAUACAGACGACGAAAUGUUAAUAAAUGAAGAACCUAUCACUGGGCGUAACUCAAAUCGAAAAAACUAUAACAAAAGUGACAGUGAUGCGGAUUUUGAUUUCCCGCCAGUUAAUUUUCACUAUAGCAUAAACAAAUCAACAAACAUAAUUCAACCAAUUGAACAAACAAAUCAAAUUGUAGAUGAAUUAGACGUACACGAAACCGCAUCGGUUGAUUCACAGUAUCAUUCACAGAAUAACGAAAUAGAUUACUAUCAUGUUGAAAGUGAGGUUAGGUCGUCGAAAGACAAUCCAGAAAAACGCAAUUCCAUCAACUCCCCUAGCAAAAACAUCGAUACAACAAAAAGGAAAAAAGUUCAGAAAACUAACAAUUCAUCUAAGGACACAGAACGAGCAAGGACGAAAGAAAAUGCUCUUGUCGAAAAACGUUUGAAAGAACUUGAAAGAAGGCACUGUAAGAACAUUCAGCCUGGGGAAUGCUUAAAAUUUAUGACCGUCCACUUGGAUAAAGAUUUAGAAGACAUUGCCUCUUAUUCCGAAAUUAUCGAUGUACUUAGAAGUUAUGAAAUAUUAUGGGAUUAUGAGUCCCAGCCAAUACCCAACAGUAUUACCUGGACAAGAAAAGUCGAAAGUUACCAUAUGAAUGAUAGGAACCACAUAUGUGAAGAAACUAUCAACCAGGAUGAAAAUCAAAUUUUAGUAAUAUGGACCUCGGAUGAAACUGUGCAAAAAAUCAAAGACGAAACUUUUAUUCCUUCCGCAACGAGCAUAGCUACAAUGUUUCCAGAAAAAAAAAUGUCUUUGAUCAUUUAUGGCAUGGAUGAUUACUUUGAACGCAGUAAAAAAUCAAAAAAGCAAAAAUCUGAUAAAAAUAACCAUAAACGUGAAAACAGCACAACCGAUCCCAAAAUAUCUGAUGAUGAUGUUGAACUUUGCCUGGCCGAAGUACAAUUGACUGUUGGUUGCAACAGCACCCGUGUAGAGACGCCGCAAGAACUAGCAAUGCUUGUUUAUCGAUACACCAAAGCAAUUGCUGAAAUACCAUUCAAAGAGAAGAAAAGACAAAAAAUUACAGAUAAGGUGGAUUGGUACGCUACGGGAGACAACCGAGACACUGUCAAAGUUGAUAAAAAUGGUAACGGUCUUAAACGACUGUGGCAACAGCAACUUUGUCAAUUCAACUUGGCUGGCUUGGAGACUGCAGAAGCUAUUUGCUCCGUUUAUCCUACUCCUUGGGCCCUGAUGCAUGCCUACGAAACUUGUUCUUCCUCUGAAGGAGAAAAAUUGCUCAAGGAUAUUCCGAUAAGACGAGCAGCGGGUCCUUUGAGCACAGCCCGAAAAAUUGGGCCAGAGCUUAGUAAAAAAAUCUUCAUAAUGUUUACAUCAGAGAAUGGCAAAGAGACAUUGGACAAUGAUCGCGUAACUUGAACCACAUCCAUGAAACGCGCAAAACAUGUUACAGCCUGUCAAAUCAUUUUAUUACAGACUAUACAUUCCAAGGAACUUUGCAUCAACACAUGCAAAAGAAAAUUCAGCUCCAUAAACGUGUGAGAAAAUACAAAAUGGAAUGUCUCGAAAUAAAUGUCUAUUUUUUUGAGAA
This is a messenger RNA of Venturia canescens, 2528 nucleotides long. RefSeq names its product Methyl methanesulfonate sensitivity 4 (gene mms4). The coding region runs from base 902 to 2356 and encodes 484 amino acids. Gene Ontology annotation, cellular component: nucleus; Holliday junction resolvase complex. The record is from RefSeq and is a predicted model, not a curated record. NCBI's taxonomy places the organism in Eukaryota, Metazoa, Arthropoda, Insecta, Hymenoptera, Ichneumonidae. The transcript has 4 exons. Gene Ontology annotation, biological process: double-strand break repair; replication fork processing; resolution of meiotic recombination intermediates. Gene Ontology annotation, molecular function: crossover junction DNA endonuclease activity.